UCCCGGGAAGGAGCCGCACAGAGCGCAGGCGGCAGCCCCUUCCUCACCUCUCCAGCCAUGCCGGCCGCUCAGGAGGUCGCAGCCGCCCGGGCACCGGUGCGAGCCAACAGCAUCACCCUGAACGAAGCACCGAAGUCAGAAAACAGCAAACACAACGGACGCCCGGUGGUGAGGCUGCUGGUGACGGGCACUGACCUGGCGCAGAAAGAGGCCGUUCAAUUUAAACCCAUGGAUCUCGAUCGUGUAGUCAAAUUGUUUGAAGAUCCGUUCUCUAAAGACUUAAUUGAGAGACACGUGAAGGUUUUAAAGAAAGUUGCCAAACAUUACUGCAAUGGCAUUCUCCUGAGAGAUUUACCCCAAAUCAUGAAGAUGUUAAACAUCUCUGCCAAAAAGAUAGAAGACCAUAAAGAUUUCAUAGAUCCUGUGUGUGAGGUCGUUAAGUUAUUUGGCCUUCCUUUCCUAAAAGAGAAGGUGUCAGAUGAAGUCACGUUUGCGGAAACUGUUGCAGAGUCACUAUCCCAGCUAGGUUGUCUGAUGCGGGUGCCAAGUUCUCAAGUCAGAAUACAGAUUUGCAGUUCAGUAGCCAAUUUUUACAACCCACAAUCUACCCGGCUGCCAAUGGACGGUUUUCAACCAACCAAUGUCACCUACAAGUUACAGAUGGCUGAAGUGGGAGGCUUGGCAGAAACCCUCGUCUUAUCUCUGGCGGUGGUGGAGAACAACUUACAAGAAAAGUUAGCAUUGCUGAAAGUACUACAGCUCUCAUCAAGCACCACCGAGAACUGUAAGCUUAUGGCCAGAGCCCAGGCUGCCUGCAGAAUCUGUUCCCGUCUCAACGACUCAGAUCCCUCAGGACAACUUCUUUUCCGUUCCUCGGAGAUCCUGUGGAACUUACUGGAAAAUGGGCCAAAGGAAGAAGUCAUUAAUCAGCUCAGUAACAUAGAGUGCAUUUAUGCACUGAAAGAUUCUUUCGUACGUCUGCUCACAAAUGGCUCUAGACAUUCUGACCGACAGCUGAGAAAUGAUCUUCUGGUCAUUGCCACUCUGAUCGCAGAGAACAGUCGUCCUCCGAUGAUUGAAAGUGGAUUUGCUAAGCAGCUGAUCUUGUUUGCCACAUUCUCAGAAGUAAAGAGCCAUAACCCAUUAGUGAAAAACCUGAAACUUUUACAUACCCAUGAAGACUUUGAGAUGAAGAAACUGCUGUUCAACCUGGUGGUGGCGCUAUCUAAGGACCUGUCCUCAGUCCAGUUGCUCUGUGAUGGAAAGGUGGUCUUGGCUCUUUUUAACUAUGUCAAAGCGAAUGAAAAACAUGGAGUCCAUGAUUGGCCAGCAUCCCGUUAUGAAGAUUUACAGCUACAGGCAAUCGCUACCUUGUCCUCGGUGGCUCCUCUGCUGGUGGAGGACUAUAUGACCUGUCAGGGAAACACACGCAUUCUUCUUUUCCUUGAAUGGUGCAGCAGCCAAGAUGCGUUCUUUGGUCAGGGCAACUGUUUCCAUGGCACUGGUGGUCGGGGUAACAAGCACGCUCAGAUGCGGUUCAGCCUGAGGCUCCUCAGGUCUAUGGUGUCCUUGGGGGAUGAAGCUGUGAAUCAAGAUCUGUGUGACCAGGGAGCAAUUAGUCAGCUGCUAGGAAUACUGAAGAAAGCAAUGGCGAGUGCUGCAGCAAAUGAUGACGCGCUCCUUCUGGAAAUCCAGUGUGAUCUCCUCUUCAUUCUGUCAUCAGUUUGUGAAAGCGAUGUGCACAGGAAGGAAUUGUUUGGAUCAGAAGGGGUGGACCUGGUCCUGCAGCUUCUCAGAAUGGACCACACAAAGUUUUACAGCGGGUUGGGUCACAACAAACUCAUCUUUUGUACUCUGGACUGUGUCUGGUCUUGUAUUGUCGGAUCCUUCUCCUCUGAGGACUACUUUCUUGAAAAGGAAGGCAUGUUCAUCGUUCUAGAUUUAUUAGCACUUAAUCUGAAGAGCAUGAAUAACCUGGUGCUGGGAAUCCUGGUAGAAUUCUGCGAUAAUCCCAAAACUCUGCCGCAUAUCACAACCUGGCGGGGGAAAAGAAAUGAGACGGCCCCGAAACUGCUGGUCCAGUUAUGGAAGCAAGAGGAAGAGGAGCUGGGCGUGAGGAGGGACAGCUACGGCCGCGUUGUCGAUUCAAAGAGACCACUGGUUGGACAACUGCAGGAAGAUCAGGAGGUCACCCCCAUGCCAGCCAGCAGCUUCAGCAUUGCUAUCAUGGAGGUGGCUGAAAAUACUCGAGCCAAAAUUUACUCCAUAUUUUCAAAACUUGGCUUUGAAAAUUUACCAGGUUUAUCUGCACUGGACUAUGUCGCGCUCAGUAUAAUAAGCAGAUAUCUCGAUUUUAAGGUGGGAGAAGUUUGGGCUGAAAUUCGCUCGGAAUUAAAAGCGGAAAAUAUCCGACCUGUCACCUCCGAUCAAGAAGCCUUGGAUGUUAUUGAAAGAGCGGCAGAAAAUAUCAGUAAACUCGUGGCCGCCCACCAAACGGAAAUGAUUGAGAAUCAUCAACAGAUGGAACUUCUGGAAGAACAGCAAAAAUAUACAGAGAUAAAAGUAAACCACAAGCAGCAAGAAAUAGUCAUGAAAUCCUGGGAUAAUUUCCUGUCGAGGACAUCGAAUUACGAAGCUUUAAAGAAAGCCAAACGACUUCAGGAAAAGUCCAUUGAAUCGUCAAGACCUAAAGCAAGACCACAGAAUAUAACCAUCCACUCUACUCAGAUCCCUAACCUUAAUACUACGGUUGCUUGUGGCCCUGUUAUAACUGUGGAGAGCACACCAUGCAAGCUUACAGGAGGUCCUCUCGCUGAUACAGAACUUGCUCUCAAAAGAGUUCCCAUUCGGGGAGGAGCCCUGCAGAAGGUCAAAGGGGUGAAAAUGUUGGACUAAAGGAACAAGCAAGAAUCUCUUCCAAUUACGAAGGCGACCUUGGUACAGAAUAUCGGACGUAACGACCUUCUUAGACCGACACGGAUUUCAAUAACUACAUGGACAGAACGUCUCCCUAUAUGACAGGAUUCUUCUUGUCACAUUAAAACCAGGGUUUCAUUA
Messenger RNA from Bufo gargarizans (Asiatic toad), 3057 nucleotides. RefSeq names its product cilia and flagella associated protein 69 (gene CFAP69). Lineage: Eukaryota; Metazoa; Chordata; Amphibia; Anura; Bufonidae. Gene Ontology annotation, biological process: response to odorant; positive regulation of flagellated sperm motility; olfactory behavior. Gene Ontology annotation, cellular component: non-motile cilium; sperm midpiece. The coding region runs from base 58 to 2895 and encodes 945 amino acids. The transcript has 24 exons. The record is from RefSeq and is a predicted model, not a curated record.